Exaiptasia diaphana is the source of this 1008-nucleotide messenger RNA. Its product is annotated as ficolin-2-like. NCBI's taxonomy places the organism in Eukaryota, Metazoa, Cnidaria, Anthozoa, Actiniaria, Aiptasiidae. The transcript is spliced from 3 exons. The record is from RefSeq and is a predicted model, not a curated record. Bases 7 to 771 code for a protein of 254 amino acids.
GUGAAUAUGACUGCAGAUAACGAUGGGCGUUUUGACUGCGAACAUUUGGAUUUUGAUAAAUACGAAUAUGAUGGUCAAAAUUUGACUAAAGUUGGGAAAGUGAGUCAUUACGCCUUUCCGUACAAUAAUUUACCAGSCAACUGUGCCGCCAUCGAUAAAAUCAAACGGCAGGAAAAUGGAGUCUACCGCAUCAAAUCCAAUCCCCAACCGUCUUUUUAUGUCUAUUGUGACAUGGUAACUACUGACGGAGGAUGGACAGUUAUACAGAGACGUCUGGAUGGCGCGGUUGAUUUUUACCGCGCUUGGAACGACUACAAACAGGGGUUUGGUAGCAAGAACGGUGAAUAUUGGCUGGGACUAGAUCGUAUCCACGCUAUGACGUCACAACGAAGUUUCCGGCUUCGUGUUGACUUGGAAGACUUUGAUAAGAACACGCGAUACGCGGAGUACGAUACUUUUAGUAUCGCUGAUGAAGCUAACAGUUUUCGCCUUUCUAUUGGCAACUACUCAGGUGAUGCAGGUGAUUCUCUCCACUAUCACAAUAAUAUGGCUUUCUCCACCAAAGAUCGAGACAAAGACACGAGCAAUGACGCAUGCGCCGUGAAAUACUCUGCCGCAUGGUGGUAUGCUGACUGUCACCGCAGUAAUCUUAAUGGUCUUUAUUUGCGUGGCACCACUAGCCAGUUUGGAAAGGGUGUAAUUUGGUAUACCUGGAAAGGCCAUUAUUAUUCUCUGAAGAGGUCCGUUAUGAAAAUUAAGCCUAAAUAUUGAAGAUUAAAAUUAACCCUUUCUUCUUUGCAUACAAGUCACGCAAAACAUAGACUAAGGGUGAAAAUAAAACACGCAAUAUUUGGUAUAGAAUACACGCACAUUGGUCGAAAACGGAGGUGCUAUAGAACAUGAUGUAGAAAUAAAGGAAAGGAAUAUUGCUUAGAAGGAGGUUAUUCCGGAUGAAAGGCUCUUGGAAAUAAAUCAUAUCAAAGAAUUGUAUAUCAUUCGUGCGGGUUC